AUGCUGGUGGCAGCCGUCCUGGCCUGGCUCUCGGGUCAUGUCUACGCUUCACAGUUAGGAGCGACGUUCGGUGAUGCCGCUGUUUCACAGCUUGUUCGACAUGUCGCUGCAAAAAUCCUACAGGAACCACGAGUCGCUGAGAUAACUCUGAAAACCCGAGAAUCACCGUCGUUGGGUUCUUUGGCUCAUCUGGAUAUCCUCAACCGAGUGAACUACAGAAACCUGUCUGUGGUUUUCCAUGACGACUCCCUUCACGUGGUAGUCGACAGGUUUUCGUUGCUCUCCCACGGCAACCUGUCCGAAGUCUUCUGGCCAUUUGGUUUGGGAGAACAGGUACUCGAUGUGGGUCUGCAGCUGCAUCGUGCUGAGAUCCGGCUCGAUGCUGAUGAAACGACAUUUUCACUUGGCGACUGCCUUCUGGUCGGAUCUGAGCUGGCUGCCUCGGUUCCAGGUCACUGGAUAGCCGACAGAGGGGCAUCAGCAAUCGCCUCGCUGAUGACACCGAUGCUCGAUUCGGUGCUCUGUAAUGCUCUACGACAUCACAUCGGCAGUUUGGAGGCUAGCACAAUUAUGCGUUUUCCAGUGUACGACCUGAUCCCGGAAAAACUGCGGUCGUACGCUGAAAGAGCGUUCAAAGUGAACGACCACCAGCUGACUGCUCGGGCGCAACUCGAAUGGGUUGAGAUUGCAGAAACCCCUGUGGUGUCAUUAUUGGAAGAUUCUGUGAACACAACUCUCCUCGAAGUCGAAUUGAACGGCGACGAUAUCGUUACCGUAUGGAUCGAAGACGGUAUUGUGAAUGAACUACUAGAGCAGGUAAGCUGA
Molecule: messenger RNA, 825 nt
Organism: Ostertagia ostertagi
Lineage: Eukaryota; Metazoa; Nematoda; Chromadorea; Rhabditida; Trichostrongylidae
Source: the annotation of a GenBank genome assembly